GGUAGCCACUUCCGCACCAAAUGAGCUCAAGCUCACCAUCAUCUACAGCAGAGCGCAUCUCUGAUCACACACACACGCGCGCACAGGGUAGCCUGCUGCAGCCGUAAGAAAACAGAUCCAGAGGAGCACGCGAGAAGACACAUCAAGAGAGAGAGGCGGAGAGACCGAGACUGAGUAGAGAGGCAGAUAUCUGCAGAUAGAUAUGUCAGGCAUUGUGGUGUCUCUGUGUCUGCUAGCGGUCUUUGUGCUGCUGUGUGAGCUGAGCAGGAGAAUCUUAACCAAGCUACUAGCUCCCAGAGGGCUGUGUCUGUCUGCUGUUUACGCAGUGGAGCUGGUCUCUACGCUGCAGCUGUGUAUCUGCAACCUAGAGCUGCGUCUAUUGGGGGAGGUGGGCCGGCUGCAGCCUCAGUUCUGUCUCAGCCUCACAUAUCUGGCAUCUGUGGUCCAUGGCCUCACCUUCCACGGAGCCCUGGGGAACCCCUGUAGCACGCUGGAAUACACCUACCGGGGACGCCUCACUGCCAGGAGCGGCGUGCUGAGGAUGGUGUGCCAGUUCAUGGCAGCAAGCGUGGCUCGUACCAUGCUACAGGGGCUGUGGGCCCUCGGUCUCUCUGACCUGCACCUGAGACACACACUCCAGGGUUUCCAAUGCAUUAGCCCCAUCCACACAGACACACACACCAGCCUGGUGCUCCCCGGCCCUCUGGUCACCGCUGCAGCUGUGGAGCUGGCAGGGGCCUUUGCCAUGCAAACCGCCUUCACACACACACACACUAUGGACCAGAGGUACCGGGUACAUGCCAUAGCAGCACUCACCGCUACCUUGACCUAUGCAGGUGGCAAGAUGACGGGGGCUGUGUUUAACCCUGCGUUGGCCCUCUCCACCCAGUUCUCCUGCAGUGGGCACUCCUUUCUGGAUUACUGCCUGGUCUACUGGCUGGCUCCUCUAUUAGGUAUGAUGUGUUCGGUCCUGUUGUUUGAUCAGAUGUUGUCUGGUAGAGCUGCUCCCUACCGCCCCCUUCUGGCUAACAAGAGGAAAUGACCCUGGGUCAUUUUCAUUAGUGCACAUGUAGCAAAACCGUUUUGUAACAGAAUACAUUUAACUACAAAAACAAGUUUUUUAUUAGUCAAGUUCAGGUAGUUCCUCCCCUUUUCGGUUAGUUUUCUUCUGUUUGGUGUCUACGGCCCUGGACCCACCAUCAAUCCCUACGAACCGAAGAACCCUGAUGCAUAGUGACCUCUUUAAAACUAAGCACAUUCAAACAAAAAAAAGACUAUAUAUUGAGAUGUUUUUUAAUCUAGUAUGAUUUGUGCAGUGGUGGCUGGUGGCACUUGGUCAAAUAAACUUAGUUUUAAUUGGC
Oncorhynchus masou masou (cherry salmon) is the source of this 1361-nucleotide messenger RNA. Its product is annotated as aquaporin-11-like. Gene Ontology annotation, biological process: transmembrane transport. The coding region runs from base 203 to 1042 and encodes 279 amino acids. The record is from RefSeq and is a predicted model, not a curated record. Lineage: Eukaryota; Metazoa; Chordata; Actinopteri; Salmoniformes; Salmonidae. Gene Ontology annotation, cellular component: cytoplasm; membrane. The transcript is spliced from 4 exons. Gene Ontology annotation, molecular function: channel activity.